Messenger RNA from Hemisphaericaspora subhashii, 567 nucleotides. RefSeq lists its product as uncharacterized. The transcript has a single exon. The coding region runs from base 1 to 567 and encodes 188 amino acids. Lineage: Eukaryota; Fungi; Ascomycota; Pichiomycetes; Serinales; Debaryomycetaceae. The record is from RefSeq and is a predicted model, not a curated record.
AUGAAGGUCUUAUCCGUCUUAUUAUUAUCCGCUAUUGCAUCUGCUGCUGAAACUUCCUCAUCCCUUGCUCCAGCUUGUUCUGGUAGUUGUGUGGUUGCUCAAAAUCUUCAAAUGGCUUCCUGUCGUGAAGAAAACAUCUCCGAAGAUUCUUUGAAGAUUUUAGAAUGUACCUGUAACUUAUCAAGUGAAUAUUGGAUUCAAUUGAGUGACUGUGUUAUAAACUGUCCAACUUUCGCUUCUGGUGCUCCAAAGACUGACCCAACUAGUUUAAGAGAAUACAGCUGUAACGCUAUCAAGCCAUACACUACCUUCUCUGAAGAACCAAUCCUCACCACUGAUGACAGCAAUGCUAAGGCAGUCACCUCUGCUGCUAACACCACCGAAAGUUCCACCCAUAAGACAACUUCCAAUGGUACCAGUAUCACCACCCACGCUACAAGUUCUGAAACUUCCGCUACUACCAGUGGAUCAGAAACCACUUCUCACACUUCUUCUACUGAAAAGGCUGCUGCUGCUGCCUUAGGUGUUGGUUCUUUAGUUUACUUAGUUGGUGCUGUUUUGCUUUAA